Ascoidea rubescens DSM 1968 is the source of this 3420-nucleotide messenger RNA. It is a transcript of the gene KAP123, whose product is annotated as karyopherin KAP123. The coding region runs from base 1 to 3420 and encodes 1139 amino acids. Gene Ontology annotation, cellular component: cytoplasm; nucleus. Gene Ontology annotation, molecular function: small GTPase binding; nuclear import signal receptor activity. The record is from RefSeq and is a predicted model, not a curated record. The transcript has a single exon. Lineage: Eukaryota; Fungi; Ascomycota; Saccharomycetes; Ascoideales; Ascoideaceae. Gene Ontology annotation, biological process: protein import into nucleus.
AUGGAUCAACAGUAUCUUUCCUCUUUAGAGGAAACUCUCAAACUCGCUACACUUCCUUCUACCGAAGUUAUCAAGAAUGCUACUGCAAAUUUGAAAAAAAAUUUUUAUGGUGAUUCUAAAUCUUUGCCAGCAUUAAUUCAUAUUUUGCAAAACAGUACUGAUGAGUCGAUUAAAACAAUCGCAGCUAUUGAAACAAGAAAACUUCUUUCAAAACACUGGGGUUCUUUAGAUUCCAAUUUAAAAUUCCAAAUCAAAUUUUCAAUAUUAGAAUUUGCUUUACAUAACAAUGAAAAAAAGUUAUUAAAUCACAGCAUAGCAAGAAUUGUUUCAACUAUAGCUGAUAUAGAACUAUUAACUAGUGACUGGCCUGAAUUAUUGGAUACUUUAGUCUCAAAUUCAAGUAAUGAUACAGCUAUUUACAUUCUUUAUACUUUGUUAGAAUCUGACAAUCCAAUUGUUUCAAAGCAUUUGUCUGAUUUAUUAUCUCUUUUCGGUUCAAUCUUAUCUAAUAACAAUUCUUCUUUGGACAUUAAGAUUACCUCUUUAUCUUCUUUAUCUUUAAUUGCUUCAUUAAUUGAAUCAAAUGAUCAAGGGGUCGUUGAUACUAACUUAGCUAAUAACUUUAAGUUUUUAAUCAAUCCUAUGGUGGAUUUAUUAAAAUAUGUUGUUAAUUCAAAUGAUGUAUUAAAUUCGAAAGAUGUUUUUAAUUCAUUCAACGAUUUUAUCUAUUUAGAUAACAAACUAAUCGGUGAAAACUUAUUAUUGUUAAUAAAUUUAAUGUUUGAAAUCUCUUUAAAUAAAUCAAACUUAGACGAUGAAAUUAGACUAAUGGCCUUAAGUUUUCUUUCAAGAGUUAUUUCUUUAAGAAGAUCAAAAAUUACUCAAAACAAAUUAGGUCCAACUUUUGUUUUAACUUGUCUUAAGAUUGCUUCUGAGCCAAUUGAUAUUGAUGAUGAAUUAGACAAUGAAGAUGAAGAAAACGAAAAUGAAGAAAACUCUCCUAGUUCUUUAUCUUUAAGAAUCCUUUCUGAACUAUCAACUGAGCUACCUCCAUCCCAAGUUAUUUUGCCUUUAUUUGAACAUUUACCUGCUCUUUUAAGCUCUUCAAAUUUUUUUGAAAGAAGAGCUGGUAUUUUAUCAAUCGGUUUAACUGUUGGUGGUGCUCCCGAUUAUGUUUUUACCCAUUUACCAAAAUUAAUUCCUUAUUUAAUUAAUGGUUUAAAAGAUCAUGAAUUAAUUGUUCAAUUGGCUACUUUAAAGACAAUUUCAGAAUUAACCAAUGAAUUACAAGAUGGUAUCACUGAACACCAUGCCGAUUUAUUACCCUUAAUUAUUCAAAUCAUCGAUAGUGCUACUAACGUCAUGAUCUAUAAAAACGCUACUUAUGCCUUAGAUGGUUUGAUUGAAUAUAUGAGUCAUGAUGCUAUUUUGUUAUACUUGGAACCACUUAUGAAUAAAUUAUUUCAAAUGUUGCAAAAUUCAUCUUCUCCUUCUCUUAAGUGUGCUAUUGUCUCUGCAAUUGGAUCGACUGCAUUUGCUUCUGGUAAAGCGUUUAUUCCAUUUUUCAAUAACUCUUUACAAUUUUUGGAACCUUUAAUUCAUUCUUCGAAUUCAAAUUCUAAAGAUUCUGAUUUACCUGAUGUUGAAAUUGAAUUAAAAGCUUCAACUUUUGAAAAUAUUUCUACAAUGGCAAGAGCUGUUGGUCCUAAACCUUUUGCUAAAUUUGCUGAACCUUUAGUUAACUCUGCUUAUAAUUCAAUGAAUUCUGAUGCUCCAAGAUUAAGAGAAUCUGGUUUUGCUUUUAUCUCAAAUAUGGCAAGAGUUUAUCAAAAGGAAUUCACUCCAUUUUUAGAGAAAUUAGUUCCGGAAAUCUUCAAAUGUCUAGAACAACCUGAAUUCAAUGCUGAUGAGUUAUUGGAUGAAUUUGAUCCAAAUGAUCCUGAAAUCACAGUUUCAGAUGUUCUUAAAGUCGUCGAUGAUGACUCUGAAGAAGCUGAUCUUGAAGAUAAAUUUCAAAUUCACACUGGUAUCACUAUGGAAAAGGAAAUUGCAGCUAUGGCUUUAGCUGAAUUGGCUAUUGCCACUGGUAUUAAUUUUGUUAAAUAUCUUGAACCUUCUAUUAACAUUCUUAUUGAUCAAAUCGAUAACUCUUUUGGUAUAACUCAACCUGCUAUUAAUUCAUUAUGGAAAAUUGUAAAUGCAAUGGUCAAGGUUCACUACGAAAAUCCUGUUAACACCAACAAUGAAAAUUACAGAAAUUUAACUGGUGAUGGUAUCAAAUACCCAGUUGGUGCUGUCUCUUCAUCUUACGUCAAUAAUGAUAUUUUAUCAAUCAUCAAAUUAGCAAGAGAAAAGUCAUUAGAAUUAUUGGAGUCAGAAUACACUAUUUCAAUUGUUUAUUCAAUUUUAGAUAACUUUUCUGAAACUAUUAAAAAUAUUGGUGCAAUUUCAAUCAUGGACAAUGGUAAUAGCUCUGAAUUAGAACAGUUAUGUGUUGAAUUAAUGAAAAUCUUAAAAGAAGAACACCCAUGUCAGGUUGACGAUGAUAAAGAUGAAGCAGAAGAUGCUGAUACUUCAGAAAUGGAAGCUUCAUUAUACGAUGAAGCCUUGGAUGUUUUAGUUUCAUUAUCAACAGCUUUAGGUGGUGACUUUAAUAAAGUUUUCCACUCAUUCAAAAAUGUAAUUGUUUCUCAAUUGAAUACUAAAUCCAAAAUCAAAAGAAGUUCGAUUAUUGGAUCAUUGGCUGAAAUUUCUGUUGGACUUAAGUCAUCGAAUGAAUUUUCGAAAGAAUUACUACAAAUAUUUAUUGAAAUCUUAACAAAAGAUAAAUCAUUAGAUGUAAAAAGUAAUAGUGCAUUUGGUAUUGGUGUUGUCAUUGAAAAUUCUAACGAAGAUUUUUCGUCAGCCUAUCCAACUGUUUUAAUUACAUUAUCUAAGCUAUUGACUAAAACAGAAAAAGAAGAAAAUAAAAGCAUCGAUGAUGAAGAAACUCAAGAAAUUAUUAAAAGAUUUUAUGCCAAUGCAUGCGGUUGUGUUGCCAGAUUAAUGUUAAAAAACGAAACCAUUAUUCCAUUAAGUGAAGUUUUGCCAGUUUUAAUUUCUCAUUUACCAUUAUCAACAGCAUUUGAAGAAAACAAGCCAAUUUUUGAAUUAAUUCUUAAAUUAUAUCAAGAAAAUAAUGAAUACAUUUUAGCAGAAACUCCAACCGUUGUUGAAAUUUUUGCAAACGUUUUUAAAAAGGAAGCCGAAGUUAAAAAGUUAGAAAACGAGUCUACAUUGGGCAGGGAACAAAACAUUGAAUCCUUAAAACAAUUCCAGGUUCCUGAUUUGAGAGAUAAAAUUGUUGAAUUAUUAAAAUUUUUAGAUGGAAAAUAUUCUGGUAUUGUUUCAAAUAAUGAAACAUUAAAAUCUAUUUUUUAA